This is a messenger RNA of Erythranthe guttata (spotted monkey flower), 1447 nucleotides long. Its product is annotated as pre-mRNA splicing factor SR-like 1. Lineage: Eukaryota; Viridiplantae; Streptophyta; Magnoliopsida; Lamiales; Phrymaceae. The record is from RefSeq and is a predicted model, not a curated record.
CCCAAAUUAAAACGAGUUGUGAUAUUUGCAUCUAGGGCUCCAAAUCAGCUCCCAACAUUUUCCCCCUUUUCUCUUCCUCACCAAUUCAUCCAUUAGAAAGCCAAUAUAUAUUCCCAAUUCGUGAAUCAUUGGUUCCAAUCGGCAGAUGAUCUAACGGUGGUGGAUGAUCAGCAAUGGGGGAGAUAAAGUCAUCCGGGAGGCCAAUCGAUCAGUUGUUCGAGAAGGUCCUUUCGAUAAAUAUAGUUUCGUCUGAUUACUAUCGGGACCUCUUGAGAUUGAACACGUACAAUGAAGUGAUCGACGAGAUUUACGUAACUGUCACGCACGUCGAGCCGUGGAUGACAGGCAACUGCCGGGGCCCGUCGACUGCGUACUGCCUUCUCUACAAAUUCUUCACUAUGAAACUCACUGUCAAACAGAUGCACGGCCUCUUGCAGCACCCCGAUUCUCCCUACAUAAGAGCUAUUGGUUUUCUUUACUUAAGGUAUGUUGCAGAUCCAAAGACAUUGUGGAGUUGGUAUGAGCCAUACAUAAAAGAUGACGAGGAAUUUUCUCCUGGUUCAAAUGGCCGAACGACUUCAAUGGGUGCGUACUUGCGCGAUUUGCUUCUUGGACAGUAUUACUUCGACACACUAUUCCCCCGCAUCCCCGUACUAGUUAUACGAAGCAUCGUAGCCAAUCUCGAAAAUCUAAAGUUACCGACGAAACACUGCGGAGUUACUGGUGAGACCACGCGUGGGGCCGACGACACUGUGAGGAGGCCCCCUUCUGUGAAGGCCUCACUUUCCGUCUCUUUUGGUCAACGCGCUCCACAUCGUGCAUCGACUAGGGGCUCAUCUCCAGUUCGUCGUGAUUUGCCUGAUCGAGAAUCGGCCAGAGAUAGAGAUAGAGAAAGAGAUAGAGAUAGAGAAAGAGAUAGAGAAAGAGACAGAGAUAGAGAUAUAGAGAGAGAUAGAGAUAGAUAUAGAGAGAGAAGGUCUCGAGAUAGCUAUAGAAGGGAUUACGAUAGGAGCGAGCGUAGAGAAGGUGGGUCCCGCAGGAGUAGGAGCAGGAGCAGGAGCAGAAGUGGAAGCAUUUACGAACGAAGUGGGCAUGACGAAAAUCGUGGUGGUGGUUCUUCUAAUAAUAAUGCAUCAACGUCAAGUAAUCUUGCGAAGCUUUAAGGAUUUAUAUGGGGAUUCGAGCAAAUGGUGAGAAGAAGGAUAGGGGCGAUGAAAAGGUUCAUAGCAGGCCAGGUGGCACUGAGGAGGUGAUUAGGCUUGGCGGAUCUACGUGGAGGUAGGAGGCUUCGAUUUAAGGGGUCGUUUGGUUUGGUGAUUUCUUUAUAUUUCAAACUUUCGAGAAAAAAGAAAAUGACUUGUUGGGUUUUGUGUUUAUGUAUGUACAAUAUGUUGAAAAUGAUUCGCCUAUAUUUUAUUAUAGACACUUUGUUUCAGUUGAUUGAUAA